AUGAUUGUUUCAAAACUACUACUUUUGAUUUCUAUUGUAACAACGAUUUCUGCUCAAUAUGGUGGCUUGUACCCCGGAAUGUACGGUGGACUUGGAUACGGUGGUUACGGAGGAUACGGUAGUUAUGGAGGACUUGGGAUGUAUGGAGGAGGAUUAGGAAUGGGAGGACUUGGACUUGGAGGACUCGGAGGAAUGGGAAUGUACAGUCCAUAUGGUUAUGGAAAUUACUGGUGCAAUAACUACGGAUUGUAUGGGAAGAAGAAAAAGCGAUAG
Molecule: messenger RNA, 273 nt
Organism: Caenorhabditis remanei
Lineage: Eukaryota; Metazoa; Nematoda; Chromadorea; Rhabditida; Rhabditidae
Exons: 2
Coding region: 1-273 (90 amino acids)
Source: RefSeq, a predicted model, not a curated record